GAUGAUAUAAUUCCAACCAAAGUUAUUUGCUUAGUCUAACUAAUUUUCACAAUAAUGUACAAUGUAUAUGGCUCCGUAAGUCAGUUACUCUUUGGAAAACCGUUUGGAUUGAGAAAAUUGGCUAUCCCUUUUGGGGUUCAGACAGGCCGGCGAUGCUGCAGCUUCGUGGGAUUCCAGCUGAACUACGGCAAGAUAAUGACAGCACUUAAUAUAGGCCUCUUUAUUGCUGGUGGAAUAAUUGCUGGUAUUGUUCUGGGAGGUUGGUGGUUAUUAUGGUAUCAGAGGAGAAGGAGAAUUGCUGCUCAAUCUCAAAGCAAAGACUUGCCUGCAACUUCUCUAUCAGGCAAAGGCCUGGGCCCUACUACUCCCUCCACUACUCAUUCUGAAAGCAUCCCUUCUUAUCCCUCAGCAAUUUCUAAAGAACUUGGAGAGGGGGGUUUUGGCACUGUUUACCAUGGUGUGCUCAGUGAUGGGCGUGUUGUGGCAGUAAAGCGCCUGUUUGAGAAAAAUCUCAAACGUGUUGAACAGUUCAUAAAUGAAAUUAAGAUCCUAGCUGACAUACGACAUCCAAAUCUUGUGACGCUAUAUGGAUGCACCUCAAGGCACAGCAGAGAACUUCUCCUUGUGUAUGAAUACAUUCCUAAUGGAACUCUGGCUGAUCAUCUUCACGGAAGAAGGGCAAAGUCUGGCUUGCUUACUUGGCCUGUUCGGUUGCGCAUUGCCAUAGAGACUGCUAAUGCUUUAGCUUACCUUCAUGGUAAAGAAAUCAUACACCGUGAUGUCAAAACCAACAACAUUCUUCUAGACAACAGUUUCCAUGUGAAAGUGGCUGAUUUUGGUCUGUCUCGACUUUUCCCCAAUGAUGUUACUCAUGUGUCCACUGCUCCGCAAGGGACCCCUGGCUAUGUUGAUCCUGAGUAUUAUCAGUGCUACCAUCUUACAGACAAAAAUGAUGUAUACAGUUUUGGGGUGGUGUUGAUUGAGCUCAUUUCUGCAAAGCAAGCAGUAGACACAAAUAGGCACCACUUUGAUAUUAACUUGGCUAACAUGGCCAUCAGCAGAAUUCAGAAUCAGGCAUUACAUGAAUUGGUUGAUCCAUCUCUUGCCUUUGAAACUGAUUGUGCUGUCAGGAAAAUGGUUGCAACCGUUGCAGAACUGGCUUUUCAGUGUUUGCAGCAAGAGAGGGAUAUGAGGCCUUCCAUGGAAGAAGUUUUGGGGGUUUUGAAGGGAAUGCAGAAUAGAGAUUUGGGAGCUCAGUUUGCAGAGGUGGUGGAUAUUGGAGCAGAUGAUGUUGGCCUUUUGAGACAUGUUCCCCCUCCAGUUUCACCAGACUCAGUUGAAACUAAAAAAUGGGUUAGUAGCUCUACAAUGGGUUAGUAGCUCUACCACGCCAAAUUCCUUUUAGUUUUAGCAAAUGAGAUUUCGUUUCACUUUUCCCCUCAAAUUCUCAGUAGGUAAAAGUAUUCUAUGAUCUUGAUCCAUUGUGGAGGAGGCUCUAAAUUUACAUUACCUUCACUUUCAGGCCUUUUCUCCUUUUCCCUUGUUUGUUUAAAAAUAAUGUAAGAUGAUACCAGUUUGUGUGAAGUCAAGGAAUUAUAAGUUUAUAAGGCAUGAGUAGAGCUUCAUUAAGGGUAUAAAAUCUGUAUGUUUAGGAUGCAUUUAUUCAUGACCAUUUUUGGUUUAAUAAUAUAUAUACAGUUAUGAAUUGUAGAUGCUGUGGUAAGUUCCUGGUAUUUCUAAUGCUGUUUUAAUGCUUGUUUCUCUACCAGGAGCAGAUAAGAACAAUGUAAUCCAACUUGCAUACAUGGAAGCAGAAUUUUAAUUUUGAAGAGUAUUUGCUGCUUAAAAUUCAAGUUUUAAGUUCUGCUUACCAGAAGGGAAUCAUUUGUUUAAAUUAAACAUUUUGCCAGACAAAAUGGUGGUAACACUUCGAUGAAUAGCUUGAACAAGUGACAACAGAUGCAGCAGCAUAGAGCUGUUUUGUAUGGGCAUAGCAUGUGUAGUCUGGAGUUACUAUGCAUUGUAAAGGCAGAUUAAAUUGUUGUAUCUUUUUCUCGCUGAUCUGAAAUUAAGCUUUAUAAUUUAC
Rubroshorea leprosula is the source of this 2086-nucleotide messenger RNA. Lineage: Eukaryota; Viridiplantae; Streptophyta; Magnoliopsida; Malvales; Dipterocarpaceae. The record is from the annotation of a GenBank genome assembly.